Messenger RNA from Penaeus vannamei (Pacific white shrimp), 2326 nucleotides. The record is from RefSeq and is a predicted model, not a curated record. NCBI's taxonomy places the organism in Eukaryota, Metazoa, Arthropoda, Malacostraca, Decapoda, Penaeidae.
AUGUCUCCAGUUCUCUUCUUGCCUUUGUUGGCUGAGGGCAUGAGGCGAUUUAUAACAGAUGAAUACACAAGGUCUAAAAUAUAUGGUUGCUCGUUACCUUCUAAGAUUUGGCCUUUUGAGUGGGGGGCUGUUGUUGCCUACAACGGAGAUGAGGUCCAGACAGCAGCCAUAGGUGGUUUGAGAUUUGGCAGAGCUGCAGUUGCGGUGGUGAAAAUUGUGGCCGAUUACCGAAACACACUCUACUCGGGAACAAUAACACCAGAGUCACCUGAAUAUGCUGAAGUAAAAUCACAGACACAUUUGCGUGCAGCUAACCGGUUGCUGGAUCUUUGUUGUGCUAAUGGUGGAGCUUUUGUGAAGGUGGGUCAACAUAUUGGUUCACUAGAGUAUCUGCUGCCAACAGAAUAUGUGGAGACAAUGAAAGUCCUUCACUCUAGUGCUCCAAAGUCACCACUUGAAAAUGUCUAUCAAGUUUUACGGGAAGAAUUAAAAUGUGAGCCUAAAGAAUUAUUUGUUGAAUUUGACCCCAACCCCUUAGGAGCAGCUUCCCUGGCCCAAGUUCACAGAGCGAAGUUAACCGAUGGGGAAGUAGCUGUUAAAGUGCAACACCCAAGUGUCAAGGCACAUGCUGAUAUUGACAUGAAGGGAAUGGAGUUACUUGUCAAUGUAGUUGCCCAAAUCUUCCCUGACUUCAGUUUUAAGUGGCUGGUGGAAGAAAUGAAGAAGAAUUUGCCCAAAGAGCUUGACUUCUGUUAUGAAGCAAGAAAUGCUGAGGAAGUAGCCAGACAAUUUUAUCACUUCCCAUGGCUGAAGAUUCCUAGUAUAGACUGGAACUUAACAACAUCACGAGUUCUGGUUAUGGAGUUCUGUCAAGGGGGUCAAGUCAAUGACCGUAAUUACAUGACAGAGCACGGCAUCAAUACCAGAGAAGUCUCAGAAAAGAUCAGCAAACUGUACUCUGAAAUGAUCUUUGUAAAUGGUUACGUACACUGCGACCCUCAUCCUGGCAAUGUGCUGGUGAAGAAAAAUGGAAACUCAGCGGAAAUUGUUCUCCUGGAUCAUGGUCUUUAUACAAAUUUAACCAAUGACUUUAGAGUAACAUACAGUAAAUUCUGGUUAAGCAUUUUGAAUGCAGACCUGAAGGAAGUACAAAAAUACGGAGAGCAACUUGGUGUCGGAGAACUGUUUGGGUUGUGCUGCAUGGUCACUGCUCGCUCAUGGGACUCUAUAUCCAGAGGGAUUGACAAAAAGGAGAGGUCUUCAGAUGAGCAAGAUGAGAUUAAGGCAGAUGCAGCUAAAUACUUGCCAGAAAUAUCAGCCGUGUUGAAUCGAGUCCCACGACAGAUGCUGCUCAUCUUCAAGACAAAUGAUUUACUAAGGGGCAUUGAAUUUUCCCUCAAUACUCAAGAAAGCAUGACAUCAUUCAUAACCAUGUCACGUUGCUGCAUCAGGUCACUCUUCGAACAGCAGAGACUAUCAUGCAAGUCCUUCCUAUGCAAGAGUAAAAUCACCAUUGCGGAGACUUGGGCCCAAUUUCGGAUCUCGGUGUACACUAUUUAUUUAUGGUACUUGCAUUCAAGACUUGGUAAAUAUCUUCAUAAUGUGUAAGUGGGUUGUACAUUGAUUGAUAAUGUAUACUCCGGUCAUCAUUGUUAUUGCUGCGUAGAUAUUUUAUUACUGCUCAAAAAUUAUGUCUGUUGGUUUGGUUUUAAGUAUUUUUUAGUAUUUUUUAGUAUUUAUUUAUAAAAGCAAAUGGUGCAUUUAUAGUUUUAUGUAUGUACAGAUCUUUAUAUAUAUAUAUAUGCUGUAAUAUAUUGGUCUGAAUUAAAGUAAUAAUGUUGGUAGAACUGUUUUCUGUAUCAUUUGUGAAGAGAAAUAUAUAUUUUAUGUAUACUGAAUUACACCGCUAAAUUACCAUAUUAAGUAUGAUUACAACUAGUGAAUUGGUUCCAUUACAAAUAAUCUUAAUUAACUGAGAGCAACACAAGUAAUAAUUUUGUCAUUUAAUCUCAAAGCAGAGGUUAAGCCAUCCACAAGUAGAAAAAAAAGUAAUAAAUAAAAGUUAUUGGAUGUUAUUUACCGAAUCACAUAAUGUUGGUAUCAUAAAAAUAUCCAGAAUUUAGUUGUUGAUUUUUGCUUCUUCGAUCAUCUAUAUCUACCAAUUUUUGGUUAUUUAAUGAAAAUUUUCUGCCACGUCAACAUGUAAGGGCAUUAGCGGCAUAUUCAAAAUAUAAGUAAAGGGUGACACAUGUGGUUAAGCCCCUGUAUAAGGAAGUUUUUUUGGUUCAUAAGGUGAUGUUUGUGGAGUCCAGAAUGGUUAAAGGUC